UUCCUUUUCUUCUUCAUCAAAGCUUUCAUCAACACACAAAAAAAUGAAAACUCUCCACUUUUUAGCUCCCAAUGUUAUCAAUCUGAAGCACCAACAAUCUUACGCACAAACCCAGUUCAUGUUGCAUCGUAACAACAGACGAACUCUAACGAUAAACUGCGUAAACAGUGGUGGUGAGGAUGAGAAGAUUUCUCAGCCGUUCGAUGGGGUGGAGAUAAGAUUCAAAAGAGGGUCGAGAAAGAAGAUUAGGGAAGAGGGUUCAGGAGAAGGAGGAGGAGGAGGGCAAAACAGUAAGAAAAAAGAGACUGUUCAAAAGCCAUGGGAAGAGAUGACAUUGAAUGAGAAGGCACUAGAGCUUUAUGUUGGAGAGAAAGGUUUGUUGUUUUGGCUGAACAAAUUGGCUUACGCUUCGAUUUACAUUGUCAUUGGAGGUUGGAUUCUUUUCCGGUUCGUCGGACCGGCGUUCAAUCUUUAUCAGCUCGAUACGCCGCCUCUUGAUCCUAAAAACAUCUUGAAGGGUUAAAAAAGGUUUCUCAACUUUUCAAACAUUUUGAGGUUUGUAUUAAAGUUUAGUUUUUGAGUAGCCAAACCGGAAACAAAAGCAAACAGAGAUUGAGAAAUUUAAUGAGUGGUUUAUAGAUA
Messenger RNA from Camelina sativa (false flax), 642 nucleotides. RefSeq lists its product as uncharacterized. The record is from RefSeq and is a predicted model, not a curated record. Gene Ontology annotation, cellular component: chloroplast. Lineage: Eukaryota; Viridiplantae; Streptophyta; Magnoliopsida; Brassicales; Brassicaceae.